Papaver somniferum (opium poppy) is the source of this 1509-nucleotide messenger RNA. RefSeq names its product 3-ketoacyl-CoA synthase 6-like. Gene Ontology annotation, biological process: fatty acid biosynthetic process. The record is from RefSeq and is a predicted model, not a curated record. Gene Ontology annotation, molecular function: acyltransferase activity, transferring groups other than amino-acyl groups. NCBI's taxonomy places the organism in Eukaryota, Viridiplantae, Streptophyta, Magnoliopsida, Ranunculales, Papaveraceae. Bases 1 to 1452 code for a protein of 483 amino acids. Gene Ontology annotation, cellular component: membrane. The transcript has a single exon.
AUGGAAGCUCAUCCAUGUGCAAAACUUGUAAAACAGCAACUCCUUCAAACCCUGUAUAAUGUUCUUAACGUUCUGUCUCUUUUGAUUGUAAUAUCAACAGAAUGUUAUCUUGCAUUCAAAGCACGAACACCCAUUUCUUAUCUAUUCUUCAUUUCAUCAAUCCUUGUCCUAGUACUAUUUUUUAUCUUCAAAUACCUCAACAAUUUCAAUUCAUGUUCAAAUUCUCAACCCAUCUAUUUAGUAGAUUUUUCAUGUCUAAAGCCACCACAUACUUGUAGAGUGCCCACAUCAAGCUUCAUUGAACAUGCUACUUUGUAUGAAGUCUUUAACCAAGAUAGCAUCAAUUUUAUGGAAAAGUGCAUAAAAUUUUCGGGUCAAGGAGAAGAAACUUGCGUUCCACCAUCUUUACAUUAUAUACCACCAAAGGAUUCGCAUCAAGACGCUAUUAGUGAAGCACAAUUGCUUCUCUUCCCUGUCAUCGACGACCUUCUUUCCAAAACACAAAUUUCACCUCUUGAUAUCGAUAUCCUCAUUCUAAAUUGUAGUAGUUUCUCACCUUCCCCUUCACUUUCCUCAAUCAUCAUCAACAAAUACUCCAUGAGAAGUGAUAUUAAGAGUUUUAACAUCUCUGGAAUGGGGUGCAGUGCUGGUGCCAUCGGUAUUAAUAUUGCUCAAAACCUGUUAAAGGUCCAUAAAAGCUGCUACGCAGUUGUUAUCAGCGCAGAGAUUCUCUCUUCUGCUUGGUACAUGGGUAACGAUAAAUCCAAGUUACCAUUAAACUGUAUGUUCCGAAUGGGAAGUUCGGCCGUCCUGCUUACCAACAAAAAAGAAUCCAAAAACACGUCAAAAUACAAACUCUUUAAGCUAGUUAGAACUCAAAGAGCCUUCGACGAUAAAUGUUUCUAUGCUGCCAUGCGCCAAGAGGAUUCUAAAGGUUUUAACGGGUUCAACGUUAACCGUGACUCGUUCGGAGCUUUCAGUAAUACUCUUAGGUCCAACAUUGAAGUUUUGGGUAGAGUCAUUUUACCAACCAAAGAGAUGAUACGUUACGUUCUUUGGACGCUUCGAAAGAGAUUCUCGCGUGCAGAUGAUAAGCACACUUAUGUGCCAGAUUUCAUGUCUGUGAUACAACAUUUUUGUAUUCCGACAUCAGGAAAGUCAGUGGUAUUAGAGGUUGGGAAGGGCUUGAAUCUUGGUGAAAGAGAGUUGGAGCCAACGUUGAUGACGCUAAAGAGGUUUGGAAACCAGUCUGCUUCUUCCUUGUGGUAUGUGCUAGCUUACAUGGAAGCUAAGGAAAGAGUAAAGAAGGGUGACAAGGUUUGGCAAGUUGGUAUCGGCAGUGGAUUCAAAUGCAACUCUGCAGUGUGGGAAUGCCUAAGGCCAAUACAAAAUGAGUUACUCAGAGGGCCGUGGUCGGACUCCAUCAACCGGUAUCCGGUUAUCAAUGACUAACAUGGUCACUUUAAACGGCCAGGAUCUAAUUUAUUUUUUUGUAAGUUAAACGGCCAG